Molecule: messenger RNA, 5239 nt
Organism: Polistes canadensis
Lineage: Eukaryota; Metazoa; Arthropoda; Insecta; Hymenoptera; Vespidae
Gene: nompC
Product: serine/threonine-protein phosphatase 6 regulatory ankyrin repeat subunit A
Exons: 13
Coding region: 1-5169 (1722 amino acids)
Biological process (GO): GPI anchor biosynthetic process; calcium ion transmembrane transport
Cellular component (GO): glycosylphosphatidylinositol-N-acetylglucosaminyltransferase (GPI-GnT) complex; membrane
Molecular function (GO): calcium channel activity; protein binding
Source: RefSeq, a predicted model, not a curated record
AUGAGCAGUAACAAGAGAUCACAAGGCAACAAAGACGACAAGAAGAAUACAACGAAUAAAGAGGACAGUCCAGCUGGCGGGAAGGAUGAUGGUACAUCGGUAUCAACGGGUAGCAAUGGAGGUGCAAGCGGAGAACCAUCUCAACCUGGUAGCAAACCUGGUUCGGCAGGUGCUACCGCUAGGGAAGGUGCCCAAAGACUUUUGGCACUUGCUGCACGGGGAGAAUGGCCACCCGUGGACCAAUUGCUCAAAUCUAUGGAAAAGGCGGUACAAAAUGCUCCCGAGGAAGGUUUCGUUGCACCCCUGGCUGGUCUUAUGGACCCGGACAAUUACAAUGCCUUGCACAUCGCUGCUAUGUACUCGAGGGAAGACGUGGUCAAGUUGCUUCUUUCGAAAAAAGGUGUUGAUCCUUAUGCUACCGGAGGGACGAGACAACAAACGGCAGUUCAUUUGGUUGCAUCCAGACAAACUGGAACUGCAACAUCUAUUUUACGGGCAUUGCUAGCUGCGGCAGGAAAAGACAUCAGAUUGAAAGUUGAUGGUAGAGGAAAGAUACCACUUCUCUUAGCAGUCGAGGCUGGCAAUCAAUCCAUGUGUCGUGAAUUAUUAGCUCAACAAGCGCCAGAUCAACUUCGUGCUACAACACCAGCCGGAGAUUCGGCCCUUCAUUUGGCUGCUAGACGAAGGGACAUCGAUAUGGUUCGGAUUCUGGUUGAUUAUGGUGCUCCUGUGGACAUGCAAAAUGGUGAAGGUCAAACGGCGUUACAUAUUGCAAGUGCCGAGGGUGACGAGAUUUUGGUGAAAUAUUUUUACGGUGUCAGAGCAUCCGCAUCGAUAGCCGACCACCAGGACCGAACACCGAUGCACUUGGCUGCAGAAAAUGGGCACGCAACGAUAAUUGAAUUGCUAGCUGACAAAUUCAAGGCCAGCAUCUUCGAGAGAACGAAAGACGGCUCUACCCUAAUGCAUAUAGCGUCAUUGAACGGUCAUUCGGAAUGUGCAACGAUGCUCUUUAAAAAGGGCGUGUACUUGCACAUGCCCAACAAACGCGGAGCAAGAUCUAUUCACACUGCAGCUAAAUAUGGUCACGUGGGAAUCAUCAGUACACUCCUCCAAAGAGGAGAAAAGGUGGAUGCAACAACGAACGACAAUUACACGGCAUUGCACAUAGCCGUGGAAAGUGCCAAACCGGCAGUGGUUGAAACUUUGUUGGGUUAUGGAGCCGAGGUGCACGUUAGGGGUGGCAAACUUCGAGAGACUCCGCUUCAUAUAGCAGCACGAGUUCCAGACGGCGAUAGGUGUGCCCUGAUGUUAUUAAAAUCCGGAGCUGGGCCCAAUCUGACGACUGACGAUGGACAAACUCCCGUUCACGUAGCUGCCAGCCAUGGGAACUUGGCAACUUUGUUGCUUCUCCUCGAGGACGGCGGUGAUCCUAUGUUCAAGUCUAAAAACGGUGAAACGCCUUUGCAUUUGGCCUGCAGAGGAUGUCGCGCAGACGUAGUCCGUCAUCUGAUCGAAUUUGUUAAGCAGAACAAAGGGCCAGAAGUAGCAACAGCUUACGUGAACAGCGUUACGAACGAGGGAGCCAGUGCAUUGCAUUACGCCGCUCAAAUCGAACCAUCGGAGGUUCUAAUACCGGGAGACGAUCGUGCAGUUGUACGUGCACUUUUAGAAGGUGGUGCUGAUGUCUCGUUGCAAACGAGGCAAGCGCAAGAAUCUGCUUUUCAUUAUUGUGCAUUAGUCGGAAACAACGAAGUACUUUCCGAGAUGAUAAGCCAUAUGUCAGCAACAGAAGUUCAGAAAGCUUUGAACAGACAAAGUGCGGUAGGGUGGACACCUCUUUUGAUAGCAGCUCAUCGUGGUCACAUGGAUUUGGUGACGAAUCUUUUAGCCAAUCAUGCCAGAGUAGACGUUUUCGACUUGGAGGGUAGAUCAGCGUUACAUUUAGCCGCGGAACAUGGCUACCUUCAAGUCUGCGAUGCCUUAUUGGCGAACAAAGCCUUCAUCAAUUCGAAAUCUCGCGUUGGUAGAACGGCAUUGCAUUUGGCAGCAAUGAACGGCUAUUCCCACUUGGUCAGAUUUCUUAUUCAAGAUCACGGAGCCGCGAUAGACGUGCUUACGCUCAGAAAACAGACUCCCCUUCACCUGGCAGCAGGUGCUGGUCAAUUGGAAGUGUGCAAGCUUCUUUUGGAACUUGGUGCUAGCAUAGACGCUACAGACGAUCAAGGACAAAAGCCGAUUCAUGCCGCUGCCAUGAAUAAUUAUGCCGAAGUUGCCCAACUCUUUUUACAAAGACACCCAAGUUUGGUAAUGGCGUGCACGAAAGACGGAAACACGUGUGCUCAUAUAGCAGCCAUGCAGGGAAGCGUUAGAGUGAUCGAGGAACUUAUGAAAUUUGAUCGUCAAGGUGUUAUCUCAGCGAGAAACAAGUUAACCGAGGCAACACCUCUUCAACUAGCUGCCGAAGGUGGUCACGCGGAAGUAGUGAAGGCUUUGGUAAGAGCUGGUGCUUCCUGUGCCGAUGAAAAUCGUGCUGGGUUUACUGCGGUACACUUGGCAGCCCAACACGGACACGGACAAGUUCUCGAAGUGAUGAGAUCGUCUCAAUCGUUGAGAAUUUCUAGCAAGAAAUUGGGUGUUACCGCGUUACACGUUGCUGCUUAUUUUGGCCAAGCUGACACUGUCAGAGAAUUAUUGACAAAUGUUCCUGGAACUGUUAAAUCCGAUCCACCAACGGGUGGCUCCUUGGUAGGAGAAUUAGGAACCGAAUCUGGUAUGACACCCCUUCACCUGGCAGCUUAUUCGGGAAAUGAAAAUGUCGUUCGAUUACUUUUAAAUUCUGCUGGAGUACAGGUAGAAGCAGCGACAACUGAGAAUGGAUUUAAUCCAUUGCAUCUGGCUUGUUUCGGUGGACACAUAACAGUGGUUGGGCUUUUAUUAAGCAGAUCGGCCGAAUUGUUGCACAGUGCCGAUCGUUAUGGUAAAACUGGAUUGCACAUAGCCGCAACACACGGGCAUUAUCAAAUGGUCGAAGUGUUGUUGGGUCAAGGAGCGGAAAUAAAUGCGACAGAUAAGAAUGGUUGGACCCCAUUGCACUGUGCUGCACGUGCUGGUUACCUCGAGGUUGUCAAACUACUCGUCGAAAGUGGAGCUUCGCCGAAAAGCGAAACAAACCUUGGCUGUGCUCCUAUUUGGUUCGCUGCUUCCGAAGGCCAUAACGACGUUUUAAAGUAUCUAAUGGAAAAGGAACACGACACUUAUGCUCUCAUGGAAGACAGAAGGUUCGUCUACAACAUGAUGGUUUGCAGUAAAAGUAACAACAACAAGCCUAUAGAGGAAUUCGUUCUGGUAUCUCCAGCACCCGUAGACACCGCAGCCAAACUUUCUAACAUUUAUAUGAAAUUAUCCGAGAAGGAAAAGGAACGAGCUAAAGAUUUGAUAGCAGCUGGAAAACAAUGCGAAGCUAUGGCAACAGAAUUACUUGCACUCGCAGCAGGUGCUGACUCGGCUGGUAGAAUUUUAACGUCGAUGGAUCGAAGGAACGUGGAAUUUUUGGAUGUGUUGAUUGAAAACGAACAGAAGGAGGUGAUAGCUCAUACAGUUGUGCAACGUUAUCUUCAAGAACUUUGGCAAGGUAGCCUAAACUGGAACGCUUUCAGAACGAUCCUCCUUUUCAUAGCUUUCCUGAUCUGUCCACCAGUAUGGGUAGUCUUUGCUUUGCCACUUGGUCACAAGUACAACAACGUACCCAUCAUCAAAUUCAUGUCCUAUCUGACGUCUCACAUUUAUUUGAUGCUUUUUCUGAUGCUGGUUGGAAUAACCCCGAUAUAUCCAGUCGUAAGAGCAAAUCUUUUACCUUAUUGGUACGAGUGGUGUCUUUUGGUGAUGCUAUCGGGUCUUUUAUUAUUCGAACUGACCAAUCCAAGUGAUAAAAGUGGUCUUGGAUGGAUCAAACUGGCAGUACUUCUCUUCGGUAUCUUCGGUGUGGCCUUUCAUCUUAUGGGAUUUGUGAUAAUCAAACGUAUCUAUUGGCCAACGUUGCUCUAUCUAAGAAACCAACUGUUCGCAUUGAGUUUCCUGUUAGCUUGCGUUCAAAUCCUGGACUUCUUAUCUUUCCAUCAUCUCUUUGGACCAUGGGCCAUCAUAAUCGGCAAUCUCAUGAAGGAUCUCGCCAGGUUUCUCGCAGUAUUGGCUAUCUUCGUCUUUGGAUUCUCGAUGCACUUCGUAGCUCUCAAUCAAGCGUUCAUGAAUCAUGCAAAUCUUCAGGAAGCUUCUCAAAAGGACAGGGAAAAGAAGGGUGCAUUUCACGACGAUUUGUCGGUGAAUAUAACGUCGGAAUGGAUAACGGAGACGCAAUCAGCGGCUGCGAAUCCUCGUCACUUCGGCCGCUUCAGGAAAAAGAAUGAAUGUUGUGACGAUAACUCCAAAGAGAUAAAGAUGAGUCCUAUACUUGCCUUCGAGUAUCUAUUCUUCGCUGUCUUCGGCCAAACAACACACAGCGAGCUCAAAGUUGAGGCCAAUCAGCCGGACUGGACCUCGGUCCUCUUUAAGCUGACCUUUGGCGUGUACAUGUUGGUCUCGGUAGUGGUGUUAAUUAAUCUCCUUAUCGCCAUGAUGAGUGACACCUAUCAACGGAUACAGGCACAAUCAGAUAUUGAAUGGAAAUACGGUCUGAGUAAAUUGAUCCGUAAUAUGCACAGAACGACCACAGCUCCAUCCCCGUUAAACUUGUUAACAACCUGGAUCGUGUACUUCAUCAAGGUAUGCAAACAACGUGCAGCUAAACGCAAACGACCAUCACUGGUCCACAUGAUGGGUCUUCAACGUACCGGUCGAUUGUCCCCAAGAUCCAAGAUGGGUGCAAAGUGGUUGGCCAAAGUCAAGAAGGGACAGGUUCGACCUAAAGACAGUGUGGCACUUUCGGUAGUUCAUUUGAGUCCGUUAGGAAGUCAAUUGUCAUUUAACAGUGCUACCAGAAUCGAGAGUGUCGUUGAUUGGGACUCGAUAAGAAAAAAGUAUCUUGCUUUGACCGGAAACGAGCCUGAAAAGGAAGAAGAUAAAGAAAAGGACGACAAGGAUAACGAGAAUGAUAACGAGGACGAUUAUGGACCUACUGUUUCAAAUCCUUCGAUGAUUCCAACUACGAUGACUACCACAUCACCUAUAUAAAUGUGAUUUCUCGCGAGCGUGAAAAUUUAAGAUAAUAAUUUUAGGUCUAUGUAGCUGACUAAGAAACAAA